AUGCGCGCGUUCGUGAUGUCGGCGCGCUUGCACUCCACCGCCGGAAAGCUUUCUGAGGCAAUCUCGUGGCUUGGAGACACUUCACAGUUUGGUGUCAGCAGGGUGAUGGACAUCUGCCGGGCGAGCUCGACGACCCUGGACGUGGACGCUGGUCCUAUUCCUAGCCGUGUAUCAUUCCAGAAUAUUGAAGACCUACAGAACGCUAACAACCACGUUGGAAGCACCACCCUGUCAGAUCCAUCUGUAGCUACAGAUAUUUUCAAUGCCCGCGAAGGCGACACUUUAACGCACAUCGUUUUCAACGUGUCCCUGCAUUCUUCCCGGUGGAACCAGCGCGUCUUUUUACCGCUGAUCGAUCUGGCGACAUCGACGGAGUUCAAAAACAGCCCCCUGCGUAGCGAGACGAAUGUUCUGUUCUCUACGCUAUACAAGCUGGACCAGGCGGACGGGCUGUGGCCUAGGGUGUUCGAUGAGCUUUCGAAGCUCACAACACGCGGUUCCGUCCGAGACUUGAGCUACACGGCCUUCCAUCGCGACCGCGAUAAGCAGAUCAGCGGCGUGUGGGAGCCGGUGACGUGGGUGGAUGUGGUUCUGCCCAUCGCAAGGUUCAUGGUUGAGGUGACGAAGCGGUUCCGCGACGCUGUUCUGCUCGACACUGCGUUUCAGAAGGCAGCGACGGAAACUCUGCCCAAACUGAUAGCAGCGUGGAAGACCGCGGGAGGACGUGGCGGAGACCCACCGCCUUCUCGGACCCAGCUGCUAGAGGUCGACGACGCGAUGGCAAACCUCGACAGGGUGAUGGGUGCGACGCUGCAGAUCCUCCGGGCGUCCGAGGUAGCCAGGGCCGAGCGAGAGAACGAAAAGCUAGGCCGCAACGCUCGCUCGGAACUGUUCAACCUGUCCGAUUCUCAGGGACAGACAGAGGGCGCGACGUACGAUGGUCCUGGCGUUUUCAGCAGGCUCCAAGUCAAGCGGCACGACAACGACGCGGAGAGGAUCUCCGAGAUCUCCGUCGCGCCUACCGCCGGGGAGAUCCUUUGUGAGAGGCCUCCCUACGUGCCCCGCAAUGCGCCCUCCACGUGGGAUGGGAUGAAUCACCUAAAGCCUCUCGCGCCAGACUCUCCAGCCCCGGUGUUGGACACGCACUUCCGCCUCCUCCGGCAGGACUUCGUCGAGCCUUUGCGCGAGGCAGUGCUGGGCUACCGCAGGGAGCAGCUCAAGGCGCAAGACAACAGAGUCGGCGGCGGGGUCGGCGGCGGGCGUGGAGGCGUUUUCAAGGCCCAGACAGAGGGCGGGAGGUCCUUCCUGAACCUGUUCGUCUUCAAGAACGUUCGGGUCGCCGGCAUCUCAGGGACAACAUACGGAGGAGUGAACGUGUCUCUGGAGUUCGACAAGCCGGAUGCGGUGAUGAACAUGUCGCAGACCAAGCAGAGAGACCACUGGGAGAAGUCUGGUCGACUCGCCGUCGCCAACAUGGUGGUGAUCUGCGAGGCCCAUGUUACGGCUGCCGACGACACUGCGAACGAGGGUGAUUCCUCCCCUCCCCUGCUUGUUUUCGCCGUCAUCUCGGAGCGAGACGUGAGGAAACUUUCGGGGCCGAGCCCCAGGGCGGAGAUAGGCGUUUCCUUCGACACCAGCGCCGGCACGGUUGCGGCGUUGGAGAGCUUGCUCGAUCUCGGUGGACGGACCUCUGACGGCCGUCUUCUGAUGUUACAGCCGUCAAACUCCUACUUCGCCUACAGGCCGAUCCUGCAAGUCCUUAAGAGUCCGGCGCGAGAGGUGCUUCCCUUCGCGGACACGCUGCUACCGCCCUCAGCCGCAGCCGCGGCUGGCGCCACAGCUCGAGAAGCUAUCGAGCCAAAACCUCCGAGUCCAACGCGUGGGGGAAACGCCGAGGCAUCCCUGGACGCCCUGAGGUCCGUCAGCAUGCUCGAUCGGGAACGGUUCCCCAUGACCGAGCUGUUGGAACAUACGACGCUUGACCAGGCUCAACUUGAGGCUCUUUGCGCGGCACUCUCCCACGAGGUGGCCCUCAUCCAAGGACCCCCGGGGACCGGCAAGACGUAUGUCGGGGCGAAGGUUGUCCGGCUCCUGCUCACCAACAGACGCAUGCUGGGUCACUGGACGGGCCCGAUCAUGUGCGUCUGCCUCACGAACCACGCCCUGGACCAGUUCCUGUGCGACCUCUUAGACGCCGGAGUCGACGGCAUCUGGGCGGGCGAGGUCACGGCGAUCACGGCCAACUUUCGCGAUGCCAACAGGAGCAACACGGAAGCGUUGCACAGGCUUCUCGUAAACCACGCGCCUCUCGUCUUUGAGGAGGCCAUCGUCAACGGCAGCAAGAACCCUGUGGUUGACGAGGAUGGCUGGCAAACGGUAGGAAAGAUGUCCAGCGGUAUCAAGGACUGGCUGGCGGGUAAGACCAACCACGACGUCAGCGGUCGUACGCUGAGGAAGGCGAGCCUGCCCGACGCGCAGGGCGGCAAGGUCGUCGGGACCAAGGAAACGAAGAGGCGCGACCAGCAACGAGCGUUGGACCGUCGCCCUGCCGCCACGGCUCCUUGUCCUGAUGCUCGACGUGGUGCUGGUGCUGCUUCGUCAGUCAGCUUACCGUCGGAACCACUCCCUAGCGCAGAUGUUACCCGGGCCGGCGAAAGCACGCAGACCACGGAGGACCUCGACGACGACGACGUAGUCGCUGAAGGGAAGGAAAGCGCCGGCGCCGACUUCAGGGCUACCAACCAAGGCGAAGACCACAUUGCCACCGGGAUAGCGCGCUCGGUGGCCGCGGGGAACCCCUGGCUCGCCCUGGCCGAUCUCAACUACGACAGCAGCGGUGGCAGUUCCGACUGUUCCUCAAUGUCAGGUGGCGAAUCGACGUUCGAUUUGUUUGAGGUUGCAGCGGAGCCAAAGAACACUCUCUCGGGCGGCGGCGUGAGCGACGAUGGCACCUCUUCGUGGUCGUUCGCCAACAGUGGUUUGGCUCCCAUGGCGGACGGAGAUGAGAGGGAGAUGUUCGAAAGCGAAGAGACAGAUUACGACGAGGCAGGCCACGUUGACGGUGGACAUCUAGAAGCGAAGGGUACUUCCCCGAGCAGUGAGACCCACGCCGACGGGGUCCAUCCUCCCGCGGCCCUUCCACCCACACCCGCUACAUCUGGAGCGCGGCAUCAGCCCCAGAACCACCACCAGCAGCACGAGGAGCACGCCCGAAGGUUCGCGCCCGGGCGUGGUUGGUCUGGGCACGGGCGCGGGCAUGGCACCGCCGUCCACGUCCGUUUCGCCGCGGGGCCGGACGAUAUCGGUGGUCCCGAGUUCGGCGCCGGCCGCGGCAAGCGUGACGACGUAGAGAUGAAGGCAGGGGAAACGUCGCUCGGCAACAGCGAGGGGGGCGGCAGCAGUCUGGACGAGGACGACGACGGACAUGGGGGCUCUACAAGCGAUGGACAGGAGCGGGGUAGCGGUGACGAGGGAGAAGAAGAGGCGGAUUAUGUCGCGUCAUCAAUGAGCGAAGACGCCCAAAGCGAAAGCGAUGACGACGAGGAUUCCGAAGACGGCUCCAGCGAGCAAGGAGAUCCAGCAGAUGCCAGUCCCACCCCUCCAGCCGGUGCCGUGGAUGGUCUGAAUGCCUACAAUAUCAUCGUGUCGGCGGUCCUAAACGGACGGAGCGUGUGGGCGCUUUCUCCCGAGGAGCGACGGACGCUCUGCCAUCAUUGGCAACAGACCGAGGCAGCGGCUUCGAGGGAGCGCCUUGCUGGAAUGAUUGAAGAUUUCUUCUCCCUCUGGGAGAGGCAUGACAACCACAAGACCCAGGGAGAGCUGGCCGUGCUGCAGGAGGCCAACGUCGUGGGCAUGACCACCACCGGGGUCGCCAUGCACCAGAGCCUGGUCGAGGCGCUAGGAGCUACCGUUGUUGUCGUCGAGGAGGCCGCAGAGGUAAUGGAGGCGCACAUCCUUGCCGUGCUGACGCAGUCGACCCAGCACCUCAUCCUCAUAGGCGACCAUUUGCAGCUGCGGCCAAAAGCAGAGGUGUACCGCCUGACCAAGGAAUCAAGGAAGGGCUUCGAUCUCGACGUGUCCAUGUUUGAGAGGUUGGUGGAAGAGCGCCGAGUUCCCGUCCACGAUCUAGCGACGCAGCGGCGCAUGCGACCGGAGAUCGCCGACCUUAUUCGACCUGCCGUGUACCCGAAUCUCAAGGACGCACGCCAGGUGCAGAAAUAUCCUCCGGUGAAGGGAAUGCGGCGCAACCUUUUCUUCUGGGACCACGCGGUACCCGAAGACAAGUCUGGCACUGUCGCCAGCUCCAAGACGAACAGGCACGAGGCCAAGCUUGUGUCAGGACUGGUGCAGUACCUUCUCAAGCAAGGCUACACAGAUCAUGGGGACAUCACUGUUCUCACUCCGUACCUCGGGCAGCUCUUUGUGCUCAGGGACGUGGUUGGGAACUCCAGCGUCCUGCACGUUCAGGUAAACGAGCGAGACAGUGCCAAGCUGGACGACAUGACUGAGGCUGACAGCAAAGGGAAGGAUGGUCAGCCAAACACCCGAGGGUUCGAUGAUACUUCUGAUGUCGACGGCGGCACCAAUGCCCUGCCGUUUGUAGAGGUUGCAAACAAGAGGGUGGGCAGCAUGGUCCGUAUGGCAACCGUUGACAACUUCCAGGGGGAAGAGAGCAAGAUUAUCAUCAUGAGCCUGGUCCGGUCCAACCGCAACGCUGACAUCGGCUUCUUGCGAUCCUCUAACAGGGUCAACGUUGCGUUGUCUCGAGCGCAGCAUGGCAUGUACAUCAUCGGGAACGCAGGUGAGAGCCAGGAGAGUGCGCGGCGCACGAAAAAAUUUGUUAUCCUACCAUUCAGCAUGCUCGAGUCGAAACGCGGGACCAUGUGGUCGGAGUCGGUCAUUCCUAUCCUACGGGAGAAGGGCGCCAUCGGCACCACGCUCGAGCUGCAGUGCGCCCGUCACAAGGACUCCAUCACGGUCAUCCACAAGUAUGAAGAGUUCGCCUCCCUCGCGGGGGAUGGAGGCUGCAGCCGGGCAUGCUCCUCUCGUUUGCCGUGCGGGCACGCAUGCUUGAGAAGGUGUCAUCCGGAUGACCCCCAUCACCUCGGCGUGCGUUGCAGCGAGCCGUGCCCCCGCCUCCUGCAGCCGUGCGAGCACCCUUGCCAGCGGCUGUGCGGGGACGAGUGCGGCCCUUGCUACCAGAGGGUGGAUGUGGUCGGUCUACCCUGCGGCCAUGAAAUGCUGUGCCCGCCCACUCUGGUUGUCUGGGUUCGUUCCAUCGACAGGUGCGGCGAACCGGUGGAGCUCAAGGUCCCCGGCUGUGGGCAUGAGAUCAAAGGUCGAUGCACGGCCACCAGGGAUAUCGUCCGAAACCCCGCAAUGUGCAGUGAAACUUGCGGGAAGCCCCUGCCGUGCGGCCACUCUUGCGCGGCGACAUGUGGCAGCUGCACUCAGCUCACCCUAUCCAGGCAGAGGACUCACCACGUCAAAUGCACGACCGAGUGCGGCCGUCAUCGGGCGUGCGGGCACCGUUGCCGGCUUCCCUGCCACGAAGGAGAGCCGUGCCCCCCCUGCCCGGAGCCGUGCACCCUUUCGUGCGAGCACUCUUCUUGCGCCCAGGCUUGCAUAGACCCGUGCACCCUUUGCGCCCAGAGCUGCACGUGGCACUGCCCUCACCAGGCGGGGUCGUGUCGUCUCCCCUGCGGCGCUCCGUGUCUACGUCUGCCUUGCGACAUCCGAUGCGAGCGGAAGCUUGGGUGCGGUCACCAAUGUCCCUCGGUGUGCGGCGAGGACUGCCCCGGGUCGGAAUUCUGCAGGGAGUGCUGCAGCGUGGACACGCCCGCCAUGACGCAAGUGGUGGACAUGUUGGAGUUCACCACGCUCAAGGACCACGAUCCGUCUAUCGAUCCAAUCAUCGUGCUGGGCUGCGGCCACGCCUACACGCUCACCACCCUGGACGGCCUCCUGGGCCUCGAGUCAGCUUACGCGAAGGACGAGAAGAGCGGGAAGUGGGUCGCUCCGCUGCCGCUCGAAUCCGACUGCAGCAAGCUCAAGCUUUGCCCGGACUGCCGUGCCCCGGUGUCCGGCGUGUCUCGGUACAACCGCGUCACCAACAAAGCCAAGGCAAGACGAUGGUGUCGGUCGUUAUGA
Molecule: messenger RNA, 6150 nt
Organism: Ectocarpus siliculosus
Lineage: Eukaryota; Phaeophyceae; Ectocarpales; Ectocarpaceae
Source: the annotation of a GenBank genome assembly